CCACCAACCCUAGGCAACUACAGGGACCAAUGGUAGCAUGUGGGAGGGGUGGGAGCCUGCCCAGCCCUGUCCUCCAAAUGGUGCUGGAAGCAGGCCCUGGCGGCCUCCCAAGGAGAGCGCUGAGAAGGUCGGCCAAAGCAAGGCAGAAAACAAGCUGGGGUGGGGUGGGCAGGGGGGCAAAGGAGGGGGAGCUUGGAGGGAGGGAUCCAAGGCAGUGGCCUGCAUGGGCACAGCACAGGCAGAGCCGGGCCCAGGAGUCUGCAGAAAUAGUGGUUCCAGAGGGCCCCCACUCUCAGGCUAGGUUUGGAGUCCUCUGUCUUGGCCUCAUCGUCCUUGCCUCAGCUUCUGGGAACCCACGAGGAAGCGGCUAAGACUGAGGGUCUGUGCACUGCUCCAGGAUGCAAGCUCCCGGUGCAGGCUCGGCCUCCGUGGUCUCGCUCGUGCUGCUGUGGCUGUUGGGGCUGCCGUGGACCUGGAGCGCAGCGGCGGCGCUCGGCGUGUACGUGGGCGGUGGCGGCUGGCGUUUCCUUCGCAUCGUCUGCAAGACCGCAAGGCGGGACCUCUUUGGCCUCUUCGUGCUGAUCCGUGUCCGUCUGGAGCUGCGGAGGCACCAGCGCGCCCGCCACACCAUCCCGUGGAUCUUCCAGGUGGUGGCGCGGCGGCAGCCGGAUCGCCUGGCACUGGUGGACGCAGGCAGUGAUGUGUGCUGGACCUUCGCGCAGCUGGAUGCCUACUCCAAUGCUGUGGCCAACCUCUUCUGCCAGCUGGGCUUCGCGCCAGGUGACGUGGUGGCCAUCUUCCUGGAGGGCCGGCCGGAGUUCGUGGGGCUCUGGCUGGGCCUGGCCAAGGUGGGCGUGGAAGCCGCUCUGCUCAACGUUAACCUACGGCGCGAGCCCCUGGCCUUCUGCCUGGGCACCUCGGGGGCCAAGGCCCUCAUCUUCGGAGGGGAGCUGACGGCAGCGGUGGCCGAGGUGAGCGGACAGCUGGGGAAGAGCCUGGUCAAGUUCUGCUCCGGAGAACUGGGGCCUGAGGGUAUCGUGCCCGACACCCAGCUCCUGGACCCAUUGCUGAAGGAGGCCUCCACAGCCCCUCUGGCACAGCCCCCUGACAAGGGCAUGGAUGAUCGACUCUUCUAUAUCUACACCUCGGGGACCACAGGGCUGCCCAAGGCUGCCAUUGUAGUGCACAGCAGGUACUACCGCAUCGCAGCCUUCGGCCACCACGCCUACAGCAUGCAGGUGGCAGACGUGCUCUAUGACUGCCUGCCCCUGUACCACACGGCAGGGAACAUCAUGGGCGUGGGGCAGUGUCUAAUCUACGGGCUGACGGUGGUCCUCCGCAAGAAGUUCUCCGCAAGCCGCUUCUGGGAUGACUGCGUCAAGUACAACUGCACGGUGGUCCAGUAUAUCGGGGAGAUCUGCCGCUACCUGCUGAAGCAGCCUGUGCGAGAGGCCGAGGGGCGGCACCGCGUGCGCCUGGCGGUGGGUAACGGGCUGCGGCCCAACAUCUGGGAGGAGUUCACCGAGCGCUUCGGUGUGCGCCAGAUCGGCGAGUUCUAUGGAGCCACCGAGUGCAACUGCAGUAUAGCCAACAUGGAUGGCAAGGUUGGCUCCUGUGGCUUUAACAGCCGUAUCUUACCCCAUGUGUACCCCAUCCGGCUGGUGAAGGUCAAUGAGGACACCAUGGAACUAUUGCGGGAUGCCCAAGGCCUCUGUAUCCCAUGUCAGGCCGGGGAGCCCGGCCUCCUUGUGGGCCAGAUCAACCAGCAGGACCCACUGCGUCGCUUCGAUGGCUACAUCAGCGAGAGUGCCACCAGCAAGAAGAUUGCCCACAGUGUCUUCCGCAAGGGUGACAGUGCCUACCUCUCAGGUGACGUGCUGGUGAUGGAUGAGCUGGGCUACAUGUACUUCCGGGACCGCGGUGGGGACACCUUCCGCUGGCGUGGGGAGAAUGUCUCCACUACAGAGGUGGAGAGUGUGCUGAGCCGUCUGCUGGGCCAGACAGACGUGGCUGUGUACGGGGUGGCUGUGCCAGGAGUGGAGGGAAAAGCAGGCAUGGCAGCCAUCGCAGACCCCCAUGGCCAGCUGAGCCCCAAUGCACUGUACCAAGAGCUACAGAAGGUUCUGGCGCCAUAUGCCCGGCCCAUCUUCCUACGCCUCCUGCCCCAGGUGGACACCACAGGCACCUUCAAGAUCCAGAAGACUCGACUGCAGCACGAGGGCUUCGAUCCACGCCAGACCUCGGACAGGCUCUUCUUCCUGGACCUGAAGCAGGGCCACUACCUGCCGCUGGACCAGGGUGUCUAUACCCGUAUCUGCUCCGGUGCCUUUGCCCUCUGAUGCUCUUCCUCUGCCUGCUAGAGGCUGCCAGCUGGGCCCUGCCAGUGAGGCAAGCUGGAGCCAGACAGCCCUGCCUGGGGAGGGACUGGCCCAGAUGCUCCAGGUGGGGCCAUCCUAGUGCCGAGCAGCUGGACCCCAGCAGGAGCCCAUGGCUCUCCUAUCUUCGCUCUCUUCUUUUCUCCUCUAGGCUCUCUCCUGCCUGAAUUCUGGCUUCUGUGUUUGUGUGUGUGUGUGUGUGUGUGUGUGUGUGUGUGUGUCUUCUCCCUGCUUCUGUUCCAUCUGCCCUCACCUCUUCCCUCUUUCCUCCCCUGCUCUCUCCUGGGAUCUAUAGGCGUUCAGGGUCUCGUUGCCCUCGAGGGGCAUCCCUGCUGGGUCCUGGACCCAGAGUGGAGCCUCCUGGCCUCCCUCUCAGCUGUGCCUUAAGGAGCCUCUGUCCAGGCCUCCCCAGGCUGCCAGACUCCAGGGCAUCCUCUCCCUCUCCGAGUGCCAGGCAGACCCUCCAUCCUCCCCCCUGAGCAGAGGAGCCACAGGUGGUCUGCCCCACUCACCUGGAUGUAGGGGGGCAUUGUUAAGGGACCUCUAGGCCAGCUAGAGAUCUCCCAGGCUGGGCCAGUUGCCCUCUGCACUUGACCAUCUUUGCUGGGUCUCCCAUACACUGUCUGCCCUUCCUGAUACCCGGAAAGUUCCAGAAUCAACUCUUACCCCUUGGACAUUGCCCCCUGCCCACAUGUCUCCUUUUAGGCGUCUCCACGGAGCUCCUGUUAGAGGGGCCUUAAAGAUUGCAUUGGGUGGCUAUUCGGCUCACCGUUCAGAUGCUCACCCUGGCAGAGCCCUCUCGGUGUCCCCAUUUGGCACGGCUACUGCUGGGACCCAUAGGAGUGGCAGCAGUGGUGUCAGGGGAGGGCUCGUGCCUGGGGGUGGUGUCCGAGAUGGACUUUUGGGCCUUGGGGGUUCCAGCCUGUUGAAUAUCCCCACUGGCCUCGUUGGUGAUGAUGACCCAGUGUUGGUGGUGACAUCCGGGAUGACACAGCCAGGAUGGCUCAGACGUCCCCAUUGGCCUUGUUGGUGGCUCAUCCUGGACUCCCAUGGUUGGGACUGGCCACCCAGACUGUCCGUCCUGCUCUCCUCCUGCAGCGGCAUCCAGCCCCACAAACACUGGGACCAGCGCUGUUGCAUGUGGGCCUUUCCAAGCACCAAGGUUUUGUUUCCUGGUUGAAUUCAAGAAAUAAACCUGCAGAGUGUCUGGUGCCCGAA
This is a messenger RNA of Lontra canadensis (Northern American river otter), 3593 nucleotides long. RefSeq names its product solute carrier family 27 member 1 (gene SLC27A1). Gene Ontology annotation, cellular component: mitochondrial inner membrane; plasma membrane. Lineage: Eukaryota; Metazoa; Chordata; Mammalia; Carnivora; Mustelidae. The record is from RefSeq and is a predicted model, not a curated record. Gene Ontology annotation, molecular function: long-chain fatty acid transmembrane transporter activity; fatty acid transmembrane transporter activity; long-chain fatty acid-CoA ligase activity. Gene Ontology annotation, biological process: medium-chain fatty acid transport; phosphatidylcholine biosynthetic process; positive regulation of protein serine/threonine kinase activity.